GACAGGUAUCCUAGAGGUGGAGCAAUCUGCCAGAGAAAUGGAGCGUGUGCUGUGUGUUCUCGCUGUGGGGCUGUGUGCGUGUGUGCUGGGACAGGUGACUGCAGAGGCCUUGAGCAGCAGUGCCGUACUGAGAGCCAUCAGCGAUGCGAAAAAAGUCAUUGAUGAUGCGUACACUUACUCUCGUGCUGAGACUCUGAGGCGUGUGAGGAAGGGUGUCACUAAUCCAUCUGACCUCCUGCGUUUGGUGAAGCAGCCGUCCCGAGACGCGCGCUCUGCUGUGAGAUCAGCUGACUACCUGGAGUACACCCUCCACCUUCUGAACGAGAGACACCACAUCCACAAGCGCUCACUUAAUGCUACAGAUUUGAUCAGCAAUAAGGAGCUGGAUACAAUCGCUCGUCUGACUGGGUGUGCUGCUCGUGUACGUGAACCCAAAUGCAAGAAAAUAUCCGACUUAGACCAGUUCCGCACAGCUACAAGUGUCUGUAACAACAGGAAUUUCCCCCGGCGUGGCUCCGCUGCAACACCCUUUGCGCGUUGGCUUCCAGCUGAGUAUCAAGAUGGCAUCUCCCUACCACAGGGCUGGGACCCCAAGGCCCGGCGCAAUGGAGCCCUGCUGCCGCUGGUGAGGCUCGUUUCAAACCGCAUCCUUAGCACACGCAACGAGGAUGUGGUGAGUGACUCUCUCUACACCCAUCUGAUCACCAUCUUCGGCCAGUGGACAGACCAUGACCUCACCUUCACCCCUCACUCUCCGAGCAUCCGCUCCUUCAAUGGCGGCAUCAACUGUGACGAGACCUGUGAACGUACGGAGCCAUGCUUCCCCAUUCGUAUUCCUCGCAAUGACCCUCGCUUUGGCCGCAGAUCUGAUGAGUGCAUCCCUUUCUUCCGUUCCGCUCCGGCCUGCGGGACUGGCGACAACGGUCACAUUUUCGGAGACGCCACCGUGCGGGAGCAGCUGAACACCCUGACUGCCUUCCUGGAUGCAGGGCAGGUGUACGGCUCCGAGGAGAAGCUGGCGCGCCAACUCCGCAACCGCACCCACGACAGCGGCCUGCUGGAGGUGAACGACCGAUUCACAGAUAAUGGACGAGAGCUGCUGCCCUUCUCUCGUAUCAAGGACCUGUGUGCCAACCGUAAGGCUAUCACUGGGGAUAAGAGAGCUAAAGACGUGCCCUGCUUCCUGGCUGGGGAUGAGCGCGUUGAUGAGAACAUUGGGCUGGCCUCCAUGCACACCAUGAUGAUGCGGGAACACAACCGAUUGGCACGUGCUCUGGGCCGACUUAACCCCAACUGGAGCGGAGAGACCGUCUUUCAGGAGGCACGCAAGAUCUUGGGGGCCUACUUCCAGGUGAUCACGUUCCGUGACUACUUGCUCCACAUUGUUGGCCCAGACAUCCUUAAUGGAGCUGAGCUGGGUCCUUAUCCUGGUUAUGAUGAGAAUGUGGACCCGUCCAUCUCAAACGUGUUUGCCACCGCAGCCUACCGCUUUGCCCAUCUGGCCAUUCAGCCCUUUAUGUUCCGCCUGAAUGAGACCUAUGAAGAGCACCCACAGUUUCCCAGUGUGCUGUUCCACCAGAACUUUUUUACCCCCUGGAGGCUGGUUUUUGAGGGUGGCAUCGACCCAGUGAUUCGUGGUCUGGUGGGCCGCCAGGCGAAGCUCAACACACAGGACGCCAUGAUGCACAACGAGCUGCGCGAGCGCCUCUUUGAGUUCCUGGGGCACGUGGCGCUGGACCUGGCUGCGCUGAACAUGCAGAGGGGACGCGACCAUGGCCUUCCAGGCUACAAUAGCUGGCGUGGCUUCUGUGGCUUGUCCCAGCCUAGUACGCUGGAUGAGCUAGCCGAGGUCCUGAACAACACCGAUCUGGCCCAGGACCUGAUGGACCUCUACGGCACCGUGGACAACAUCGACGUGUGGCUGGGAGGAGUGGCCGAGCCUUUCGUGGACGGAGGGCGCGUGGGACCGCUGUUUGCCUGCAUCAUUGCCAGACAGUUCCAGAAAAUCCGCCAGGGAGACAGCCUGUGGUGGGAGAAUGAUGGCGUGUUCACUGAAGCCCAGCGUGAGUCUCUGCGCACAGCGUCUCUGUCCCGUGUCAUCUGUGACAACACCGGCAUCACUGACGUCCCUGAGAACCCCUUCGAGUACCGCCCACGUGGCUCUGGAUACACACGCUGCCAGGAUAUCCCAGCCUUUGACCUUCGACCCUGGAAGGAGAACGAGGCCAAGAGGCAUGAAGUAUGUGAAGGCAGGACGGGGCACCUCUCCUGUGGGGCGGAUUUCAUCAAGGUGAUCUCAGCCAGCUAUGGACGCAGCAACAGAGACACCUGCAGCAGUGGACGCCCGUCAAACCAGCUUUCCAACACCCAAUGCCACCAGAACCAGUCUCUACGCAUUAUGUCUGACAGGUGCAAUGGAAAGUCAAGCUGUGCUGUGCCUGUGACAAACGCAGUGUUCUCUGAUCCUUGUGGUGGGACAUAUAAAUAUCUGGAUGUAUCUUAUGAAUGCCACCCAGUCAAGUGAGCAGAUCACCCUCACUGAAGGCCACACACUGCUGUAGACCAGCACAGACAAAUAACGAAAACUAUUAUGUAAAGGGUCAAGGCACAUCCAGUGCAUGCAAUGUAUACAAUUAGAUUUAUGGCUUUGAUGGACUUCACAAUGAAAUUCUGAAAAACAUGGACCAAACAUGUGACAACAUGAGAAUUGAACUUCAGCACAAUCAGGCAAUGUAUUUCUAAUAAAAAAAAACGAUUGCGUAGUUUUUUUUAAUCACAGUAGAAAUAAUCAAAUGUGUAUAAUAAAUACAUGUAUGUAGUCUAAAUUGCAAAAUGUAAAAAUGAUAAAUGCUGAAACAGGUGUUACAAACGUCUGACUACAGAAUACAUUUUAGUUUGUUCUAGUUUGUAUACAUUUUAAAUGCAACAUAUUAAUGCAUAGUAAUGUUUGUAUGUCUAAAGCAACACUGAUCCUUUUCAACUUCUAAAUGGUAUAAAUUAAUCUGAAUAAAUGGAUUCAAUACUUCCCUCAGGAAAUCUUACAUUGUUGAAAUGAAUUAAUCUGGAACAGAUAUUUUAUGUGAACUAUCUAAGUAUAUCUCACAAUAAAGGGGAUGGCAAUGGCA
Molecule: messenger RNA, 3125 nt
Organism: Sardina pilchardus (European sardine)
Lineage: Eukaryota; Metazoa; Chordata; Actinopteri; Clupeiformes; Clupeidae
Product: eosinophil peroxidase-like
Exons: 17
Coding region: 38-2524 (828 amino acids)
Biological process (GO): response to oxidative stress
Molecular function (GO): peroxidase activity; heme binding; carbohydrate binding
Source: RefSeq, a predicted model, not a curated record